This is a messenger RNA of Vidua macroura (Pin-tailed whydah), 1326 nucleotides long. RefSeq names its product early activation antigen CD69-like. The coding region runs from base 1 to 741 and encodes 246 amino acids. The transcript is spliced from 6 exons. The record is from RefSeq and is a predicted model, not a curated record. NCBI's taxonomy places the organism in Eukaryota, Metazoa, Chordata, Aves, Passeriformes, Viduidae.
AUGCCGCCGGACGCCCGGCACUGCCUGCGCCGCGCCCGCCGCAUCCAGCGGGGCUGGAAACUCCACGGAGCAGCUGAGCGCCUGCUCCGCGCUCGGCCCUCCGAGCCCGGCACGGAGCGUGGGCUCGGGACACAUGCCCAUGCGGCGCAACGGUCCGUUGAUCUCAUCGCGGAGCGGCGGCGGCGCCCGGAGCCCGGCGAGGCGGCGGCGGAGCUCGGAGGCGGCUCCAGCCCAGGUGGGACCCGCGGUAAAUGGUUCAGCUCCCAUCCCGUGCUCGUGGCACUGCUGAUUCUGCUGCUCCUGGUGCUGGUGCUGGCUUUGGGGGUGGCCUUGGCUGUGCAGUCAGCAGCACAGCUUCCACUUACACCUGCGACUCCGCUGUUGGUUCUGGGCUGUCCCCUUGGCUGGGUUGGGUACAAUGGAGUCUGCUACUACUUGUCAAGGGAUUACGGUACCUGGGAGCAGGGUCAGGAACGGUGCUCCGAGCUCAGGGCCUCCCUGGCCAUUCUCAAGGAUGAGGAAAUGGAUUUGCUCUUCCGCCUCUGCGGGAACAUCGAUUACUGGCUCGGGCUGCGCAGACGGGGCGAGCGCCUGCACUGGGGGGACGGCAGCAGCUACAGCUCCUGGGUUCCUGUCCUGGGCAAUUCCGAGUGUGUGUACCUGGCUGACCAUAAAUUCAGAAGUGAGAACUGCUCAAAUGAGCUGCCAUAUCUCUGCAGCAAGGCCCAAGCUCCCCUGUAACAGGGCUGGAGAAAGGACUUUGUCCACGCUGGGCAGUGCCAUCUUCAGCUGUUAGCCCAGCACAGGGCUGUCCUGCCUCAGCUGUUCCCUGGGCCUUGCACUUCCUCUCAGGGUCACCUCAGUGCCUGUUCAUCCCCAGUGCCAGUGCUGGGCUGGGGGUUCAGAGGAAAAGUCUCUGCAAUACAUCCUGCCACCCAUGCUGCCUGCAGUGACUGGAUUGCCCUCCUUACACAACAAGCUCACAUUGGAAAUCCAAAUGGUCCUGGGCUCUUGGAAAUCUUCAUGAACUGGCUUUCCAGCCCUGUGGGAGGAAACCCAGAACUGUCAAAUCCAUGUAGGAAAAGAGGGGAGCAAUAGCAGGUGGUGGAAAUGGCUGGCAAUUGGGAUUCAUUUUAUCUGCCUGAACUGCAAAGGCCGAGAGACCCCGAGCACCGCCAGUGUUGUGAUGUGUCCUGCCCUGCCCCUGGCCUGGCUGCAGCCGCCUGCUGAGACGGGCCCUUGUCUCUAAAGGAGCUGCACCCAGGGACACUGAGGUGCUGCUGGAGUAAGAUCAAUAGAAUAAAAUAAAGAGAAUAAAAAGCUGCA